ACCUGACUCUGCAGUCAUUGUGGAGCUGAUUUCCUAUUGGAUAAUCACACUAUGAGCUAAGAACCAAUCACACGCUGUAUCCAAGAGGAAUGGACACACUUGCAUUAAGUCCAUGUUUUGUAAUGCAUGACUGCUGAGGUUAAAUGCGGUCACUGAUGAUCCAGAGGAAGGACAGGAGUGGAAGAAGAAGGCUGCUUGUCUCCAUGACUACACUACAACAAGCCAGUCAGCUGAGGCAGAGAUUUAGUCAGCCAUGUGUGAUGUGUACAGAGUUUCCUCCUCUGUAAAAGUGCAGCAGAUGGAAGCAGAGCUGUCUCAACAAAUCUCAGCACUCAACGCGGAAAUUGAAGAGAAUGGAUUCCCCCGAGGAGGAGCACACUCCAGGUGUUACAGUUCUGUUCCACCUCAAAAAGAUCUUUCUUUCUUUCGUGCUGAGAGGGAACAAGCACUGAGGAACGGGCUUCAGGUGGCUGAAGCUUUACCCGUUCAGUCUUCGGCCGACCUCAUGCAGAGAGAGCUGGAGAGUUGCCUGAGUUCAGAGUACACUCCUGACAGUCUGCCUCUAUUACUGCACCAGUUCUACACUGACAGAUCAUAUCACCUGGCUCAGAUCAAAUAUCUCCUCAUGCUGAGAUGGAGGAGAUUCUGUCGCCACACCAGCGUCAUUGAGAAGCUUUAUCCUCAUUACAAGGAUCAGAUGUUGUAUUUGACAAAUGAGCACGAGGAUGCAGUUCAGAGAGCUCGCAGACUGUCAACCAGCAGAGAGAAGAUCCUGACCGGCCGUGGAAACACCACCGAACUGCUCACUCAGGACGAUGUGCUCAUUUACCUUCGAUGGCUCGUUUGCCAUCUGCACUGUGUUCAGACCGUUCACAACUUUCUCAGGGUGCUGCACUACAUACCUGCAUGUGAAAGAAAAGAUGAACAACCAGAAGUUUACAAGGAAACUUCACACGAGACUCAACAUUCUGAUGGUAUCUCAAGAUCGGCUGUCCCUCUGUACUCUGCUCAAUUGGAGGAGUUCCAACCUGAGCUGCAGGGUUUGAUGGAUUACUUCGACCUGUCCUACGACACCCAAAAACUCAGGACCACAGCAGAUGAGAUGGAGUUGUUCUGCAUGGUGUGGAGAGAGUUCAGACAGAUUUUCAGACAACAAGAGGAGAUGAAAACGUUUCCUCAGUCUGAUUGUUCGGAGGUCAAACAGAGCCAGUGGGGGAGGAAGAGUGCGUGCCAGGCUCUGAGGAAAGAAGCCAACUGGAUCCCCUUCAUACAGGUGAAGCCCAAACAUGAUCCAUGGCAGCAGAAGCUCAUCACAAAGCUGAAGGAAAAGAAAUCUGUGGACGAGCUGCUGAAGAUGCACAGCAGGUUCCUGCAGGUUCCUGACGUUCUCCACGUGGCUGCAGCUUUAAAAGAACGCGCUGCUAAUGUUGGCGAUACACAACCUGCACUGAGCUCAUCAUCCGCACUCUGCAGUAACACAAAGAGACACAUGAUCUCUGAGAUCUGGACCACUGUUUACAGCGCUGCCGCUCUCACUCAGGGAACUGAUGAUUGGUCGAGCAGAUCUGCAGGCAGAGGAGGUCAGGGUAACAAGAGUCUCAAGAGUCAAAGCUCAAGUGCAACAAAUAAAAGCUACUCUUUGGAGGAUAGCCUGCAGCUCCUGGGUCUGGACGAUUCUUCAGGGGACGGAGCCUCAGAUCCAAUCUUAACCAGUGGAGCUUACCUGUCCCUGGUUUACCUGCGACAUCUCAAACUCAGACGGCUUCAGGUGAGGCAGCACGUUGACACGUAG
Notolabrus celidotus (New Zealand spotty) is the source of this 1792-nucleotide messenger RNA. RefSeq lists its product as uncharacterized. The record is from RefSeq and is a predicted model, not a curated record. The transcript is spliced from 14 exons. The coding region runs from base 254 to 1792 and encodes 512 amino acids. Lineage: Eukaryota; Metazoa; Chordata; Actinopteri; Labriformes; Labridae.